This is a messenger RNA of Postia placenta MAD-698-R-SB12, 1209 nucleotides long. RefSeq lists its product as hypothetical. The transcript has 3 exons. NCBI's taxonomy places the organism in Eukaryota, Fungi, Basidiomycota, Agaricomycetes, Polyporales, Adustoporiaceae. The record is from RefSeq and is a predicted model, not a curated record. Bases 1 to 1209 code for a protein of 402 amino acids.
AUGCUGCCCGCUGACCUUAGACUUGCGGGGCUAUGUUUGCGACCUAAUAUUUCACGCGCGGCUCUCUGCCAAUGCACUCGACGAGCUUUGCAAACUGAGGCUGCUCCAGAGGCCUCAUCCUCGUCGGCGGACCUCUUCUUGCAUGCAUCUAGUCCAGAAACCAUGCAUGAAAAGAAUGUCAGCACGAGGCUGCAAACAAUAUUUGUGCGGCCAUGGGACGGCAUCUCGUCGAUGGUAGAACUGUACGCAAUUAUUCGAGGACUCGAGCGACAGUUUGGGCGUAUACGAGAGUACCAAGUUGGCCGGGACACGAACGUCCCAAAUAUAUAUUUACCCUACUUUUGGGCACGCUUUGCGGAUUCGGAAUCCAUGGACCGUGUCCCGCGGGACCCUACCGUCCUGAAAAUAGAGGUACCUCUCGUGAACUCGACACGCCAGGGUGGCGUCGGUCUCGACGACCUCUACCGGCUUCUGAAGCCCCAGAACUACGUGGACCCAACACAAGAGUCCCUCGAUGUCCUCAAGUCAGACGAGGCGGUGGUAGAGGAGACGGUGACGGUCGACGUCAGAGUCGAGCGUUCAAGUGCGACACCUUUCCUUCCUCCGCAUCAAACGGCUGUCCUGAUCCCGGGCGCAGUGGACACGCGUUCCCGCGUAGACAUCGGGGUCUUCCAGCAUUUCGGCGCAUGGGGUGGCUUCUAUACGCCGCGAGACAGCGCGAUUGAUGACAAGACGCGCUUCAUGCGGCAGGCACGCACCAAGAGCGCGCAAAUAGUGCGCGAGUGGCAGAGGAAGCGCGGUAUCGAUGUUCAGGAGGAGCCGGAGGACAGCACGGUGCAAGCGGAAACGCUUGACGUACCGGACCGAGACGUUCAAGCAAGCGAACCGCUGGCGCCUUCGCUUGUCGAGCAGACUGCAGCUUUGGGUGAGGAGGACCUGAUUUCUUCCGCCGCAACCGCAUCGGUAGUAGACACGCACACUCCCGCGCCUCCGCCCCCACAAAAGGUCGGCCUCUCGCGGCGCGAGCGCAUUCUCGAACAGGCGCGGCACGUCGCGCGCACGCCGCUGCCUGCACAACUUACGGCUGUGGCGGAGCAGCAGCAGGAAGAGAAGAAGCGCGAGCGUGAACGGGAGAAGGAGGAGGAGGAGCGCAUCCGGGUCUCGAUGCGGGAGCGGCUUUGGAAGAUCAUGGGGGGGAAGUGGUUCUGA